AGGCCAAUAUUCGUUGUUUGAGGAGAAGAAGAAGAAGAACGUAAAUUAUCCUUUAUCUAUGAACGUAAAUGUCUCGUGGUUAACUGGUCGUUUGAUUAACUUACUAAUAAGAUGGUUAAAAUCAAGAAAGUUAAGCGGAAACGCAACGAUUCUCAAAAUGACAUUAUGUCAGCAGUUCAAGUUCCACCAGUUGCAAGAUCUUCAGAUGAACCGCCAAAAAAAAAGGUCAAAUGGAUAAACAAGCAGCGAGUGCUGGUGUUUGCCUGCAGAGGAAUCUCCCACAGAGAUCGACACUUGAUGGAGGAUUUGAGAACUCUCAUGCCCCAUUCCAAACCAGAAAACAAAAUGGAAAGAAGAGAUAAUCUCUUUGUGGUUAAUGAGAUGUGCGAAAUGAAGAACUGCAACAAGUGUUUGUUGCUGGAAGGCCGCCGCCAGCAGGAUCUCUACAUGUGGGUGGCCAGUGUCCCUCAUGGACCGUCUGCCAAGUUUCUGGUUGAGAAUGUGUACACGAUGGCAGAACUGAAGCUAACUGGUAACUGUCUGAAAGGAUCCAGGCCUCUCCUCUCAUUUGACGACAGCUUCAAGUCGCCGGAGCCCCACUAUGCUCUGCUGAAGGAACUGUUCACACAGGUAUUCGGGACACCGAACCACCACCCCAAGAGCCAGCCAUUCAUCGACCAUGUGAUGACAUUCACGAUCCUCGAUAAUCGCAUCUGGUUUCGGAAUUUUCAAAUCCUCUCAGAAGAUGGAGCUUUGUCUGAAAUAGGGCCGCGGUUGGUUCUUAACCCCAUCAAGAUCUUCGAUGGAAGUUUUGGUGGUCAAACGCUGUGGGAAAAUCCUUUUUAUGUUUCACCAACAAAGUAUCGACAGCAGUUGACCAAGGCAGCAGCAGGAAAGUAUGUGAAUCGAGUGCAGCAGAAGAUCGCACAUGAAGAGUCAAAACCAGAACAUUCAUACCAAACUAAUGUUUUGGAUGAAAUAUUUCUAGGUGAUCCAUUAGAGAAGGCAAAAGAAAUAGUGCAAGAGAAUCAUGAUGCAGGUGUCAGAAGGGACCGCCAAAUGAGUGUGGAAGUGAAGAAGGUUGCAAAAAAUAUCAAACGAAAGAAUAAAAAGUUAAAAAUCAAAAUAAAAUAAUAAUGCAAACA
Messenger RNA from Bacillus rossius redtenbacheri, 1145 nucleotides. Its product is annotated as ribosome biogenesis protein BRX1 homolog. The coding region runs from base 112 to 1134 and encodes 340 amino acids. Gene Ontology annotation, cellular component: nucleolus. Gene Ontology annotation, biological process: ribosomal large subunit assembly; rRNA processing. NCBI's taxonomy places the organism in Eukaryota, Metazoa, Arthropoda, Insecta, Phasmatodea, Bacillidae. The record is from RefSeq and is a predicted model, not a curated record. The transcript is spliced from 7 exons. Gene Ontology annotation, molecular function: rRNA binding.